Messenger RNA from Hevea brasiliensis (rubber tree), 2277 nucleotides. RefSeq names its product calcium-dependent protein kinase 10. Gene Ontology annotation, cellular component: cytoplasm; nucleus. Lineage: Eukaryota; Viridiplantae; Streptophyta; Magnoliopsida; Malpighiales; Euphorbiaceae. The record is from RefSeq and is a predicted model, not a curated record. Bases 260 to 1912 code for a protein of 550 amino acids. Gene Ontology annotation, biological process: protein autophosphorylation; intracellular signal transduction; peptidyl-serine phosphorylation. The transcript is spliced from 7 exons. Gene Ontology annotation, molecular function: calcium/calmodulin-dependent protein kinase activity; calcium-dependent protein serine/threonine kinase activity; ATP binding.
ACCAUAGAAGAAGGCGAUUAGUGAUUACACUGAUUUUUCAAACGGCCCACUUUUUCUCAACUGAACCCGCGUUUUCUUCUCCCCCCUCGUCCCUCUUCAUCCCACUCAACCCAAUCAUUUCCUGCCGGACCUUCUACACCACCGCUCACCGCCCAGAAAGGCCAAAACCCAUCUCUCGUCACGACCCAGAACCAACUUGCGCCUGUCUUCCUUUUUGUUUUGUUUUGUUUUCUCUCAAGCCUUUUAAGCAACACAGAGCAUGGGAAACUGUAACGCCUGUGUGAGACCAGACUCCAGCCCUGACUCCAAGACGCACCGUACUAAUCACAGACGCAAGAAGAAGUCUAAAGAGCGGACGCCCAAUCCCUACGCUGAAGAAUCUAUCCAAUCCCCGGCUGCUCCGAUCCGGGUAUUGAAAGACGUGAUCCCACUCAGUCACCGGCCUCAGAUCGGCGACAAGUACAUCCUGGGGCGAGAACUCGGCCGGGGAGAAUUCGGCAUCACGUAUUUGUGUACUGACCGAGAGACUAAAGAUGCGUUGGCAUGCAAGUCGAUUUCCAAGCGAAAACUACGGACGGCGGUGGACAUAGAGGACGUGAGAAGGGAAGUCGCGAUUAUGUCCAGUUUACCGGACCACCCGAAUGUAGUGAAGCUGAAGGCGACUUACGAGGACCAUGAAAACGUGCAUUUGGUAAUGGAGUUAUGCGAGGGAGGGGAGCUUUUCGACAGGAUAGUGGCCAGAGGGCAUUACAGUGAGAGAGCGGCGGCAAAUGUUGCCAGAACGAUAGCUGAGGUUGUCAGGAUGUGUCAUGAGAAUGGAGUUAUGCAUAGAGACUUGAAACCGGAGAAUUUUCUGUUUUCUAAUAAGAAGGAGAAUUCCGUGCUUAAGGCUAUUGAUUUUGGACUCUCAGUAUUUUUCAAGCCAGGGGAUAAGUUUGCAGAGAUUGUUGGGAGUCCGUAUUACAUGGCACCAGAAGUGUUGAGGCGUAAUUAUGGACCAGAGGUUGAUGUGUGGAGUGCUGGAGUGAUACUUUAUAUUUUAUUAUGUGGGGUUCCUCCGUUUUGGGCAGAGACUGAGCAGGGUGUUGCUUUGGCAAUUUUGAGGGGAGUGAUUGAUUUUAAGAGAGAACCAUGGCCUCAGAUUUCAGACAGUGCUAAGAGUCUUGUUCGGCAUAUGUUGGAGCCAGAUCCUAAAAAGCGCUUGACUGCUCAGCAAGUGCUUGAACAUUCCUGGCUACAAAAUGCAAACAAAGCUCCAAAUGUCCCAUUGGGGGACAUUGUGAGAACAAGGCUCAAGCAAUUUUCAUUGAUGAAUAGAUUUAAGAAGAAAGCAUUGCGGGUAAUUGCUGAACACCUAUCCCUUGAAGAGGUUGAAGUAAUCAGAGACAUGUUUACAUUGAUGGACACGGACAAUGAUGGUAAAGUAACUUUUGAGGAACUAAGGGCUGGUCUUCGGAAGGUUGGUUCUCAACUGGCUGAACCAGAGAUAAAGAUGCUGAUGGAAGUGGCUGAUGUUGACGGAAAUGGUGUACUGGACUAUGGAGAGUUUGUAGCUGUAACAAUUCAUUUGCAGAAAAUGGAGAAUGAUGAGCAUUUCCGCAGGGCAUUUAUGUUUUUUGAUAUGGAUGGUAGUGGAUAUAUAGAAUUAGAUGAGCUACGAGAGGCCUUAGCAGAUGAAUCUGGUGAAACUGAUAAUGAUGUGCUGAAUGACAUCAUGCGUGAAGUUGACACUGACAAGGAUGGAUGCAUCAGUUAUGAAGAAUUUGUUGUUAUGAUGAAAGCUGGAACUGACUGGAGAAAGGCAUCUCGGCAGUAUUCAAGGGAGAGAUUCAAGAGUUUGAGCCUCAACCUGAUGAAAGAUGGUUCAUUGCAGCUCCAUGAUGGGUUCACUGGCCAAUCUUAUGCUGUCUAAAUAAAAAGGUUCACGACUUUUUUUUGCUUGUGCUUACUGAAUGUUUCUGUUCUAUUAAUUAUGUUCCAUACACGAUUCUGGCUUGUUUGUGGGUUUCACAAAAUGCAAGUUUUAGGAGACAUACUGAAUCUUCUUGGGUUCAAUUGGACAGACUCAGUUGGCUUUAGUCUGCAUGAACCAAGCAUCAGAGGAUUGGCUCACAUUAGAAAGCCACAGCUUGGCAUUGUGGUGGCAUAUAUAACAGGUUCAAAUUAAACUAGUGACAUGUUGCUUUGUAUAUUUGUUUUUUCAUUGGCAUCAGGUGAUUUUCUUCUAUAUGAUUUUUCUGACUUAAUGCAGAAUCCCUAUUGGAAUUGUUUUUGUGA